AUGGUACAAAGUUUUGAGCCUGUACUCUGCGGCAAGGACCAAGAUAUACAUAGUAGUGUGUUUGCAAGUUGCUAGAGGGAUUUCGGCGAUAUGCACUGUGCAAAAAGGUCAGCGACUGCCCAGAAAAGUCUAUUGCACAGUGCGAAGUGAACUUUUGUUUUAGCAUAGAGUGGGUCGCCGAAAUCACUCCAGGCACUUUGUAAACGGCCUAAUAUCUCUCUUAGGCUCUACUCGUUGCUUCCGAUCGUCUCUGAACCGCCGAAUAUCUCCAUUGAGCUUGUCCUCAGCUGCAAAAAAUAUACGCAAAACCAUUUUUUUUUCUCCUGGCCAUAUCUUUGUUUCCCAUAGUGCAUGUCGCUGAAAUCACUCCAGCAACUUUGCCAACGGACUAGCGGAUAGAAAAAAAUGAGAUUUUUUCAAUUUUAAGAAGAAGAAGAAGUCACAUUAUUUUGACACAUAGUAUGUAUAUAUUGUACGUACACACAGAUUUUUUUUCAAAAAUAACACAAGCAAAAUGUCGCCAAGAUAGGACCAGAAAUUAUUCUCUACGUUCGUCUCUCAGUUGUUUUUAUGGUAUCAAGAACUUUCCGCUCGAAAACAAAUCUCUCCCCUACAAAAAAAGGCAACAAAUCAUGACUAAAAAAGCAAAGCAGCUUUUCUGUUGUCUAUUUCUCUUUGCAAUCGUAGCCAAAAAAGCUGUUAAAAAUCUCAGUCGUUUCUGGAAAGCAUAAGCUAAAAUUUUCAUAUUUUUAAAGACGCUCAACACAGGCAAUGCCCAGCUAAUCUGAUGAGAAUCUCUUUGCCUUUUCGACGAUUUCCCCUUCGAACAAAAGUCGAGAUGUUCGAGAAACCAGUUUAAGCGGCCGCUGACUUUUUUCGACUUUUUUGCAAUUCCCUUAAGUACAUAUUGCACACCACUUUGAUCACGGCUAAUCAUCGCCAAAUCCGCUACAAUCUCGGCACAAUCGUCUGAUCUUUCGCGGCCGGAUUACUGUAUGGCGUGUUCUUUGGUUACGGCGGGCCCCCGGCCGCCGCCGCCGCCGCACCGGCGACGAACGAAAUCUUUUCUCGGAGGCGCGCGCUAGCGGUGGGCGGGGCUUGGCAUAUGCCAGGAGGGGAGAAAAGGCGACGAGAGGGGAAGAAGAGAAGAAGAAGCGGGAGAAAAAAGCCACCCGGUUGUAGCCUCGCGGAGGUCACUGGGUUCAAAAUUUGUUUUUCGGUGCAGAGCGACGUAGAUGAGAUCGCUUGGGGCGGGGCCAGCCGCGUCCACUGGUCGGUUUCGCCACGAACGUUGGGGGGCUCAGUCCGCCGGAACCUCCGUUCCCGCGUUGUAGGGGUACUUUUGCCGUGAUUCGGCGCUGCCACAGGGCAUGAAAAUUUCCUGUCUGGAGGUUGAAGCUCAUAAUGGGGAUGGAAAAGCCUUUUAUUUUGCGAUUUGCUUAGUCAUUGCUUUGGAAUGCAUGUAAAACUACUGUUUUUUGACGAAUAGUUGUCUUGAAAAUAUUUAUUUACUUCUUUGCAAUUCGCCGAACGUGUUGCGAUCAAUUUUAAUUCGUUUUACAGUAAAUUAUGCCCUCUGACAGACGUCGAUCGCUAUAGUUUUUCGCACGUGACUGUUUUAUGGUCUAUUUAUGCUUUAAAAAAUAUUUUUUUUUUACAUUUUUCAUCACACCAGUUUACCACCUUAUAUCCCGUAUAACAUGCGAGAGUUUUCGCAAUUUUCUCGGAAGCAAUUACACAAGUUUUGGCCAAGUUUUCAUCAAGUUUCCGCCGAGGUUUGGCCAACUUGAUUAGCCUCCAACUUUGUUGGGUUGGUAUUACAGCGGCGUGUAUUUUUAGCACGAAAUGGUUUCCUAUUAUUUUCGCGUUUUGUGUAAUUAAAACUUUUCCGCCUAAAGCGAACCUUGGCACGCAACGCCGAAACGACUUACCGUGCGAGAACUUUUCCGACGUUCUUUAGACUUGGGAUCGGAAUAUAAUAUGUGUUAUAAAUGUAGAAUUUGGGGGGUUUGGUAUAACGAGAAACAAAAAAAAAAUUGUGAGCGGUGAUUUUGAUGAAAUGGGGUGAAAAAACAAUGUUUAUAUUCUGCUAGUCCGUUGGAUAGAGUCGCUGUGAUUUUUGGCGUUUGCACUGUGCAGAAAACGUCAGGCGACAGCCCAAAAAGCCCGUUGCAUAGGGCAAGGUGAACUUUUGUUUUCUCAUGUCUCCGGAAUCACCUCAGCGAUUUUUCGAAGCGAACUGUUAGGUUGGGCGAAAAGUUAUGACGAUUUUCUUGCAAAACUUUGAAGCCGAUUAUUUCCUAGCUCAGAUCCCUUCUUAUUUCAACAUACCUAUAGACUAAUAGAAGGCUUAUUGAAGCUUCAUCAAGGGUAUAUUACUAAGCCGUACGGCAUAGCCGAGAUUUUCUAUUGCUAAAAAUUCGGAAGUGCCUCGAUUCGUGCAGUUUUGGAAAACCGAACGAUUUUUUUUACAAAAAAGGUGAUAAAAGUGCAAAAUUUUUGCGAUUUUAGGGCGGAAAGAAUUGGUAUUCUCUACGAAGUGUAAUAAGCACACAAAAAAUUUUUCUCUGUUUUUCUCGCCGUCUCUCCUCAUUUCCUAGUCUCUCUAAACAUCGUUGAAUAUCUUGGCUCUGCCUGAGAAAGGUAAAGUAAACUUUUGCAAAAUUAAUUAGUGUCUCAGUUAGACUGAUCAUACCAAAUUUAAAAAAAAAUCCGAGAAUUUACCGGUCGAUAAUUUUGAAAUUUUUAAAAAUUAAUUUUUCAAAGUUUUAGACAUCUUUUUUUAUUUUUGAAAAUUUAAUCUCAUCAAUUUGAGAGUCUGAAUUUCUUGCGAUCAAUAAUUUUUUUUUGAUUCUCGCGCUGUCAGUUUUAUAUCUUCAAAAAAAAAACGAAAAUUUUCUCGCUUUGCAGGCACGUGUAAUGUCCAUUGCUACGCCUACGAGUAUAAUGUUGAUGUUUGCGUUCACAUUCCGACCGAUUGUCUCACACUUGGACUUCCACCACAAGCACAAUGUCGGCAAAUACGUGUCGCCGAAGACGGUCGUCACGCUGAAGAAUGGGAAGGUGCAGGGAUACACGAGCGAACUCAACCAUCGCGCCAUUCAUGUGUACAAGGUAGGGAGGGGGUGCAGAGGAGCGGGAAUUUUUAAUUCUGAAUAUAUAGCAUUAUGUUUGCAACAAAAAAAAAAAAUUGAAAAUUUGAAAGGAACCCAAAUUUUGGUAUCAAAAAGUAUCAUCAGGAGAAAAUAAUUUUGCUUUUUGAUAAAACAAAAGACCAUACUAUGAAUUCAGAAUUUUCAUAGCUACAAAAAAGUAUCAAAAGGUAUCCUAGCGGCAUUUUCUUUUGAAAAAAUAACGCUUUUCCGGUCCAAUUACAAAUUUUGGUAUCAAAAAGUAUCACAAAGACAGAAAUCAUGAACACUUCAAAAAUUAAAAUGGCUAUGAUGACUUUUCAUACAUUUUACGGUAAAAAAAGCUCUCAAAAUGUAUCACAUCAUCUUCUCGUUUAAAGAAAAAAAGCUUUUCUUCCAACUCUUGGGACUUUUCGACGUUAUCAAGUAAAUUUUGUCCUCUUUUUUUUGCUGAAACUUUAAAAUUUCUUUUCCACUUUUUUUGCGCAUUUGGACUUAUGGUUCAAUAUUUUUUAAUAACCAGGCUGUGAGAGGAGAAAAGGGAUUUCCAAUCAGGAUUAAGCUGCGAUUUCCGUUUGAGAUUUUCAUUUCCUCGUCCUGGCUCUAAUAAACUCAAAGGAAAACCAUAAAAAAAGUAACACGUUCAGGGGCAAUUAAUUCGCUAAAUUACUUCCUAAAAGUUCAACAAAAAAUAUAAUGAAAAAUUGAAGCAGCAUUCUAAGAAUCCGAUUUCCAGGGUAUCCCCUAUUCGGAGCCGCCCGAAGAGGAGUAUCGGUUCGAGAAGCCGACGCCCAAGGAGGAAUGGGACGGCUACUGGGACGCCACCGAAUAUGGUCCCAAAUGUCCACAAUGGGAUUCCAAUUCGAAUAGUUUUAAUAACGGUGCUGAAGACUGUCUUUCAUAUAAUGUGUUCGCGAGAGCGGAGUGCCUUGUAAGUUGGUUGAAAUUUCAAAUUUUUUUACUCAAUUUAAGCUUUAAAGUCAUCAAAAUUCGUUUUUCACCAACGCCACCUAACCCCCGUAACCCCAUCUUAUGCGCUAACAUUUCAGACAAAUUCCUGUCCCGUUAUUGUAUUUCUUUCUACAGAUGCUCAGGCCAAAGAGCGGCGGAUUAUCAACCAGUUUUUGGCGCGCGAGUUUGUCGUCGUGACCUUCAACUUUCGCUCCGGGAUUCUCGGUUUUCUGAAUUUGGGCGUCAGCAAGGAUGACGCGCCGCUGAACGUCGGGUUUAAUGGUGAGUACGUUUUUUGUUUUGCCCUUUCUUUUGUCAUCCCCACUUCCGCAAUGCCGUCAUCUUGUCUCAUUUCCAUUUUUAUUGUUUCAUCGGCAAACAUUCUAUUAAAUUAGGGAGUAAAAUUAAUUUCCCGCUCUCUACAGAUAUCACUCUGGCCUUGGAGACGAUUUCUUCUGAGAUCGGAAAAUUUGGCGGAGAUCCCUCUCAAAUUACCGUAAUUUCGGAGCAAUCCAACAUUGUCGAAUACCUAAUGGCGACCGGCGCAAAAACCUUCGCGAAAGCGAUUACAAUUUCCACAACUCCGGCGCAACUCAACUCCCAACUCAACGCCGAGGCGAGUCGCGCCGUGAUGCGCCAACUCGGCUGCGAACGACCCGAUCUCGACUCGAUUUUGAGCUGUUUGCGCGCCGUCGACGUUGCGGAUUUGGUGGCAGCGGGUGUGCAGGGAAUGUCGCCCGAGGCCGACGCCGACGCGUUGCCAUUCGUGAGCCUGGAGUCGAUGAUGAAACAGUGGAGAGUAAGUCAAAUAUUUGCGGAGGUUGGGGGUAGGAUUGCAAUCUCGGCGGAAAUAAUGCAUAUUCUGGCAUUGUAGCUUAGGAAUUUCUGUUCCAUCAGAAAGAGGAAAAGGUCAUGUUUGCUGGGAAUACGAUGGAAAAAUUUUCAAAAAAUGUAAUUUUUUUGUUAAAAAAGCCUCAAAAAACCACCAUUUUCGCUAUAACCCUUCAAAAAUCAUCAUUUUCUGAACCUUUUUCUCAUAAAUCAUCAUUUUCUUGCAGGAAGUGCCUUUACUAUUCAUUCAACAAGUGCCUUCAACGCUCUCAACCGACAUAUCGAAACUGUGCCAAGCCUACACCCCCCUGUUCUCCUUCCCCGUGACGGUCAGCGAAUGCGAGCGGCAUUACAAGUCGGCCGCCGCCCUAAUCAGCGACGUUUCGGCUGCAUACGCCGAGAAAAUCAUGGCAAUGAACAAACAGAAUGGUAUCGUUGUUAGUUUCGACAACAACGAUGAAGAUCUCAGCACUGUGUUCUUGGAUUUCGCGUCACAGGAUGCAGGUGAGCAUUCGGGGAUUAAUGAGAGGGGAAAAGUGCGGAAAGCGGAUUUGUUUGGCCUAAGGGGUUUAGUUUGUCGGCUAAUUCACAUGUUCAAGGGUGCGUUCCGGUCAAGGAAGAUUAGAAAAAGCUUGUGAUUGAGUUCAAAAGACUUAUAUUGGAGAAAAAAAUUUGUAGGUAUUCGGAUAAAAGGAAGGUCUGGGAUACCUUUUGCCACCUUUUUUGGGAUUUUGAACAUUCUAAAAUCAACAGCAACUAAUGAAUUUGCAAAAACAAGCCUUUUUGAAGUCUGAAUGAUACCUUUUGAUCCCAAAUUUGGACACUUUUUGAUCUGUUUUGCCACUUUUUCCGGCUACAACUUAUUUUUGGCCCAAAUUUUUUCCCUACACCUUGUAGCGCACAUCAUACCCAACUUCCUACCGUAGAGCCCACAAAAACUUCCGCUGUAACGCCAUUUUGUUGCAUGCGCUCGAAAUACCCGCACUGACGUGGAACGAAAUUUAUGGAGCCGCUUCGAAAGCUGGCGUCAUCUUGGCAAUUUGGGGGAAGAUAAAAGUAAAUUUAAACCGCAUGCCCUUUUCCCGCAUCACGUUUGUUUUUAACGCGCGUGCUUGCCGAAUGCGAUGAACCCCUGGGCCGGGCCAAUUAGGCCGUCUUUUGAAUAAGACGGCGGUCGAUUUCGCGGAAAUAUAUGAUAACAGAGAUUAGUGCAUUCCAGGAGCGCGUCCGAAAUAGCCCGCUGCACGGAACAGGAAAUCCCAUCAUUGCUGAAUAUGCGUAUAAUUAUGCGGGUUGAAAAUUGCGAGAGGAGAGAACCGGGGAUUCUUCGCGGCGUUACGGUACGCGAAAGCUUGGGAAGAGAGGGGAAGACGGAGUGGGUGGGGGAGUUGGGAUCAGAAAUGAUGACAAAUCUUUUGGGGAAGGCAUUGAGUGCUUUUUGAGAUGGUAUUCAAGCUAAGAAAUGAAUGCAAAGCAGGCUGAAGCUAGUGUAAUUCAAACACAAGACCUUUCUUUUAGUAUUUUCAGUCUGUCGGGAAAAUAAUGAGGGUUUUUUGCAUCGAAUCGCCGCUGGGAAAAUGAAUUAUGUCGCGGCAAAAUAGGCUUUCUUUUCACUUCAGCGACGCAAUUGGCGCUGCAAGAGUAUGCUCAUUAUUUUCCCGACAAAAUGAAAAAAAUAUAUUUUCCCCCCAUUGCAAGACAGUAAGGCAAAAUUUUGAGCAUUAAAAAUCAACCUAGCCCUACUCAUUCACCCUUAACAAGCAAAUUUUUCAGACCUCAACAAGAUCAAGUCUGCCCUAGUGGCCCAAGGCGGCAAGCCCCUCGAACUCUCAAACAGCGCCGCGCUCUGGCUUCAAAACUCGGCCGAUCGCUUCGUAACGAAACGCCAUCUUCUCCGCAUCCCCAACAACCCCAACCGUCAUCGGCGCUAUGUUGCGCGAGCCACGGACCCAAAAAUGGAGCAAUUCGCGCUGUACCUGUGCUGCGGCUUGGUGCUCUUCAUCGUGUUGGUGGUCUGCUUCCUGGCGGCCGUUUUCUACAGACGGAAUGUCUCGUUGCAAAUCGCUUUGUGA
Bursaphelenchus xylophilus (pine wood nematode) is the source of this 6985-nucleotide messenger RNA. Lineage: Eukaryota; Metazoa; Nematoda; Chromadorea; Rhabditida; Aphelenchoididae. The record is from the annotation of a GenBank genome assembly.